GCAAGGAGAGACCUGAUAGUGAACUGGAUCCGUACUGAAGAACUUAAAGUCCAAGAGAAACCGGAGCCGAGGAGAUGAAGGACUUGGAGCCGCCGGUCUCUGGGCGGACCCGGGCCAGAGCAGCUGGACCCAGAGUCUGGAUCAAGAACCAAGCGGUUCGAGUGGGACUCGCUGAAACCCUGUGCACAUAUGUCAUGAUGGUGCUGGGCCUGGGGUCCGUGGCCCAGGUGGUGACGGGGCGGGGCGCGUUCGGCCAGUACCUGAGCAUCAACGUGGGCUUCGGACUGGGCGUCGCCAUGGGGGUCCAUGUUGGAGGGAAGGUCUCAGGCGCCCACAUGAACGCCGCCGUGUCCUUCGCCCAGUGCGUGCUGGGCCGGCUGCGCUGGCGGCUGCUGCCGCUGUAUGUGGCGGCUCAGCUGCUGGGCUCCUUCCUGGCUGCGGGGACCGUCUACGGGGUCUACUACGAAGCCAUCCACGACUUCUGCGGAGGGAACCUCACCGUGACGGGCGCCACGGCCACGGCCGGGAUCUUCGCCACCUACCCGGCACCCUACCUGUCGCUGCGGGCCGGCUUUCUCGACCAGGUGUUCGGCACCGCCGUGCUGCUGCUGGGCCUCACGGCGCUGGCGGACCGGAGGAACCAGCCGGCGGCGCCGGGCGGCGAGCCGCUGGCCGUCGGCCUGCUGGUGCUGGUCAUCGGCGUCUCGCUGGGCAGCAACAGCGGCUACGCCAUCAACCCCACCCGAGACAUCGCGCCCAGGGUCUUCACCGCCAUCGCCGGCUGGGGGGGCGAGGUGUUCAGGUCGGGCAGCGGGUGGUGGUGGGUGCCCCUCGUGGCCCCCCCCAUCGGGGGGGUGCUGGGUGCAGGGCUCUACAGGCUCCUGGUAGAGAUGCACCACCCCCCCCUCCCCCCCCAGCGGGAGACGGUAGAGGAGAGAUUCCCUCUGGAGGGACCAGAGAACAUCUGCACUGAUGUGUGUGUCUGAAGCCCCGCCCCCCCCCCUACACACACACACUGUGUCUGAAGC
Messenger RNA from Pseudoliparis swirei, 1028 nucleotides. It is a transcript of the gene aqp7, whose product is annotated as aquaporin 7. NCBI's taxonomy places the organism in Eukaryota, Metazoa, Chordata, Actinopteri, Perciformes, Liparidae. The record is from RefSeq and is a predicted model, not a curated record. Gene Ontology annotation, molecular function: glycerol channel activity; water channel activity; urea transmembrane transporter activity. The transcript has 6 exons. Gene Ontology annotation, cellular component: basolateral plasma membrane; plasma membrane. The coding region runs from base 75 to 986 and encodes 303 amino acids. Gene Ontology annotation, biological process: water transport; glycerol transmembrane transport.